CGUGUGAAUGUGACGUCACCAUUGUUUACUUUUACCGUAGCCACGCCCCCUGUUAGCAACUUGUGGCUAGCUCGGUCCCAGGGAACGUACAGCACCGAGGUCUCUUUUCUAGACACCACCCAGAAUCAAAGACUGUCCGUCUGCACAUAAUUCGGCCACUGAAGUCCAGAUGCAUGAGUCUGGGACAGAACCAACGAGCCGCACCAUUCCAGCUACUCAGACAGAGAACGGGAGUCAUACUGAGAAUGAGAGUCGAGUGAGCAGCAGCCAGAGUCCUCCAGAGGCACCGAGGGUUCCAGUGUCUUUGUCUAUGAUGACCCCACCAGCCGAGGCUCCACAACAGCUACAGCAGACGCCGCAGCAGCAGAUCCUCAGUCCUCAGCAGCUCCAAGCGCUCCUCCAGCAGCAGAAGGCACUCAUGUUACACCAGCAACAAAUUCAAGAAGUCUUCAAAAAUCAGCAAGAGCAGUUAAAUAUACAGCUGCUGCAACAGAAGAAUGCUGGGAUUGUUAGCCAAGAGCUCACAGCCCAACAGAUCGCUAUCCAGCAGCAGCUUCUUCAGAUGCAGCAGCAGCAUCUCCUCAACCUGCAGAGGCAAGGCCUGCUGUCCGUUCUACCCACCAACCCCACUGCAGCUGCAGGCUGUGAGAAUGGUAGCAUCCUGUCCACGAGCGGAGACUCCAGAGAGUCUUCCAGUCAACAGCCGACCAACAACAGUCAUCACUCAGUCCUGAAGAGAAAGGAAAGCGGCUCAGUGGAUGAAAUCACGCAGACAAGCCACCCGCUGUAUGGAAACGGCAUGUGUAAAUGGCCGGGAUGCGAGACCGUCUUUGGAGACUUUCAGGCAUUCCUCAAGCAUUUGAACAGUGAGCACACCCUGGAUGACAAGAGCACAGCACAGUGUCGCGUGCAGAUGCAAGUGGUUCAGCAGUUGGAAUUCCAGCUGAAGAAGGACAAAGAGCGACUGCAAGCUAUGAUGGCUCAUCUCAAGUCGUCUGAGCCCAAACCCGCAGCACAGCCCGUGAAUCUGACGUCUAACGCAUCGUUCUCUCAGGCGGCGUUGCCCAAAGGCCCUCCCCCUAUGAGCCUGUCCCAGAGCGCCACGGCGCCCUCCACGCCCCUGACGCCGCUCUCCGACUCCCCCUCGGUCCUCACUCCAAAUAGCAUGUUCACUGGAACGCCGGUACGGAGGCGCUAUAUCCGCUCUGUGAGCCAAGAUAUCAUCGACAACAAGGAGUUCUACUUAAGCACUGAAGUCCGGCCUCCAUUUACGUACGCCUCUCUCAUCAGACAGGCAAUAUUUGAAUCUCCUCGCAAUCAGCUGACAUUGAAUGAAAUCUACAACUGGUUUACAAGAAACUUUGCAUAUUUCAGGCGUAAUGCAGCAACAUGGAAGAAUGCUGUCAGGCACAAUCUUAGCCUCCAUAAAUGCUUUGUGCGUUUGGAGAACGUGAAGGGAGCCGUGUGGACCGUGGAUGAAAUCGAGUUCCACAGACGACGGCCCCAGAAGACCACAGGCAACGGAUCCCUGCUGAAGAACUCUCCAAACCAGAGCUUGGUUGGAUCCGCUCCUCAGCGUGGCGCUCCAGACAGCAGCAGCUCCCUCUUCCACCCAGCGUCUCUGGGCAGCAUCCCAUUGCACUCCCUGCCUCACGUUCUCCAGGAGCAGAUGAACGGAGCACUCGCUAAUGGGUCUGGAUACCAAAGUGACAGCAGUGCUACGCAGUCCCCUCCCCAGGCUUUCAGCAUCAAGGAGGAGCAGGAGGACGAGGAGAUCUGUGAAAGUUACCCGUACGAGUCUCCGGAGAGCACGGACGAGCACGGCCACAGUCCAGAGAUGAACCCCGACGAUGACGGCGGCAGCCCGGUGAGGCCCAGCCUUCACCUGGACCGCGUGCCUUCUCUCUGACUAUGACGUUCACCCUCACCUCGCUCACAGUGUGCGCGACCCCGCGCUCCAAACCAGAGCUUCAUCUACGUAACCAAACACAUUGUUUAAUGGGAUUUAUUUUCCUCGCAUUAACCAGCCUCUGUUGUUAUUAAUCUAGCUCUUAAUUCUGUCUGUAUAGUAGAUGGAGAUCACAAGAACACAUUUGUGAAACUGUCUUUUAAUGAUUUUACUUCUAUUAUAUAUUCGCACAAGCGUGACCAGAGCAGAGAAACCAAAGGAAAGGAAACAUUUGAUAGUUAGCACUUCGCAUUGAAACGUUUUCCCCUUCUUCGGGGCCUCACUACCUAAUUUUAUUUUAGUAGUCAUUUAGUGGAGAAAGUAAAUGAAAUGUUUCUUUACAAUAAGUAUAUUCACUGCCAACAUGAUCUGAUAUAUUUGUAUUUGAAGUAUAAUCAAUUGAUCAAAGGAAUAGAAAUCUUUAUACUUGUUGCUCUUUCGUCACUUCCAUGAACAUGGUAGAAUUUAAAGAGUAGAUCAUGUAGAGUUACCAUUAUUGUAAAACAACCCAUCUCUAUGAAUAAAAAUCCUCAUGAUAAAUGUGA
Molecule: messenger RNA, 2493 nt
Organism: Betta splendens (Siamese fighting fish)
Lineage: Eukaryota; Metazoa; Chordata; Actinopteri; Anabantiformes; Osphronemidae
Product: forkhead box protein P1-B-like
Exons: 16
Coding region: 170-1909 (579 amino acids)
Biological process (GO): regulation of transcription by RNA polymerase II
Cellular component (GO): nucleus
Molecular function (GO): DNA-binding transcription repressor activity, RNA polymerase II-specific; RNA polymerase II cis-regulatory region sequence-specific DNA binding
Source: RefSeq, a predicted model, not a curated record